AUGGGAGGAUUGAUAUUCUUUCCUUUUCCAGCCUUUUCUCUUCCUUUUCUUCUUCUUCUUUUCUUCCGGAGGAUCUGGAUAUUACUUAACAGUUCUUUCUCGUUUCUUCUUCCUUUCCUUUUUCUUUUUACCUUUUUUCCUCACCUACGUUUUUCUCAUCCGUUUUCUUCUUUCCUUCCUUCCUUCCUUCCUUCCUUCCUUCCUUCCUUCUUUUCUUUCUUUAUUCAUCUCUUCUCCUUCUCUUUUAUUAUUUCCCAUUUCUUAUUUUCUAGUUUUUAUUUACCCCCCAUCCUUUCUUCGUGGAAGGUUACACAGUCUCCACCUCUCCUUCUUCAUUUCUUCUUCUUCUUCUUCUUCUUCUUUGUCUUCUUCUUUUCUAUUUCUUCUUCUUCUUCUUUCAUUUCUUCAUCUUCUUCCUUUUUUUUCUUCUUCCUUCAUUUCUUCUUUCAGUUUUCUUCUUUCAUUUCUUCUUCUUCCUUCAUUUUUCUUCUUUCUCCUUCAUUUUUUCUUCUUCUAUUUCUUCUUCUACUUCUUCCUUCAUUUCAAUUCGCCCUUUAUUUCUUUUUCUUUCAUUUCUCUUUCUUCUUUCAUUUAUUCUACUUCCUUCAUUUUUCUUCUUUCUUCAUUUCAUCUUUCAGUUCUUCUUCUUCCUUCAUUUCUUCUUCCAUUUCUUCCUCUUCCUUCAUUUCUUCUUCUUCUUCCUUCAUUUUUUCUUCCAUUUCUUCCUCUUCCUUCAUUUCUUCUUCUUCUUCCUUCAUUUUUUCUUCCAUUUCUUCCUCUUCCUUCAUUUCUUCUUCUUCCUUCAUUUUUUUCUUCCAUUUCUUCCUCUUCCUUCAUUUCUUCUUCUUCUUCCUUCAUUUUUUCUUCCAUUUCUUCCUCUUUCCUUCCAUUUCUUCUUCUUCCUUCAUUUUUUCUUCCAUUUCUUCCUCUUCCUUCAUUUUUCUUCUUUUCAUUUUUUCUUCCAUUUCUUCCUCUUCCUUCAUUUCUUCUUCUUCUUCCUUCAUUUUUUCUUCCAUUUCUUCCUCUUCCUUCCUUUCUUCUUCUUCUUCUUCUUCUUCUUUUUUUUCUUCUUCUUCUUCUACUUCUUCUUCCUUCAUUUCUUCUUUCAUUUUCCUUCUUCGGCCUUCAUAUCUUAUUAUUAUUCUUCCUGUCUUCUUCUCAUAUGUUUUCCUCUUCUUCCAUUUCUUCUUCUUUUCAUUUCUUCUUCUUCUUUCAUUUCUUCAUCAUUCUUUUCUUUUUCUUUCGUUUCUUCUUCAUUCCUUACGCUUGUUUGUCUCCUUUUACUUCUUUUUUUCCUUCUUCGUUCUCUUUCAUCCGUUACUCAUCAUUGUUCUUUCUUCUCCUCCUCCUUUUCUUUUCUUUCCCUUUCAUCUGUUACACUUCUUUCUUUUCUUUCUUUUUUCUUUUUUCUUUUCUUCUUUUGUUCACCUUUACUCCUUCUUCUUCUUUCCUUUCCUCUUCUUGUUCCUUUACUUCCUCAACUAUAUUUCUUCACCUCUUUCGUCUUUUUUUCUUUUUUCUCAUUAUAAUCAUCAUCAUUACUUCUCGUGA
This is a messenger RNA of Acanthosepion pharaonis, 1551 nucleotides long. The record is from the annotation of a GenBank genome assembly. NCBI's taxonomy places the organism in Eukaryota, Metazoa, Mollusca, Cephalopoda, Sepiida, Sepiidae.